AUAAUAUUUUUGUGAAGCCGCCGUGUUCGUUCAGAUUUUCUAAUAGAUUGUGAAAAAGAAAACAAUUUUAAUAAAAAAUAAUUAUACAAAUAAGAUAUAAUCUAUUAUUAUUCAAGUUUAUUUUUGCUGUGUGAGAAAGUUACUUAAGAAAAUUCCUAUUAUAACUUUAUAUAUUAAAAGUGAAAAAUAAAACGAAGGCGUAGAAAAACGUCUGUCUCAUACGACAUUGUGCGUAAAACCGAAGAAAACCUAAGAAAGUGGAAAAAUGCAAUUUCAUUAAUAUUAUGUAUAUAAAAAGUUCUUAAAAAAGGAUGAAUUUCCAAAAUAAAUAAUUUAAAUAAAAUAGCUAAAAAACGUCUCACAGGUGUGACCCCCAUGUAUUUUUGCAAAUGCAGUAAUCACCAUUAAAUGAAAAGAGACAAAACAAAAAAAAUCGAGGGAGAUUUUUAAUGAGAAUUUCUUUGCAACAAUUCAAGAUUGCCUUAAAAAUUGUAAAAAAACGUGUUAUCUGCAACGUUCUGCAUUUUAAUAAAGUGCGUUUCUUCAACUAAGAAAAGAGGAUUAUUUUUAAUUGAACACAAUUCAAGGCAAUAAUACCCUUCUACAAGCACACAGGUGUGCUGAAUUGAUUUAAUCGAAUUUUGGAUUGACGUACGGCUUCAUCACGAAUUACUUACCGUUUGCAGCACCGAGGAGAUCAACAGUGGUUGCAACAGCCGGUGGUAAAACAACCGCAUCAGCUACUGGUCGCGGAUCUACCUCUACUGGAUUAUUGGGUUCUAAUUUUGUAGCAUUUUCAUUCACCAGCCCGUUUAGUAGUUUUGGUAGCAGCAACAGCAAUCAGAACGGCCAAAAUACGCCAAACAACAACAGCUCAUCACAGCAACAGCCUCAACUUUCCUCUAUUACAUCCACUUCUUCACAGAUAUUUCCAAAAGUAGCCAUGACAGAUAUUGGCUCUUUGUCUGCUUCCAAUGAAGCCGGUGGCAGUCAUUCGAAUGCAACAAUAGUCAAAGAGGGCUGGUUACAAAAACGAGGUGAACACAUAAAAACAUGGCGUUCUCGUUACUUUAUAUUACGAAGCGAUGGCACACUGCACGGCUGGCGUUCCAAACCUAAUGAAAACGCUCCGCCUGAAAGACCAUUAAAUGAUUUUACGAUCAAGGGCUGCCAAAUAAUGACCGUUGAUCGCCCCAGGCCUUUUACAUUUAUCAUUCGGGGUCUCCAGUGGACCUCAGUGGUUGAGCGAACAUUCUCUGUUGACACUGAAAGGGAGAGGCAAGAAUGGACAGACGCCAUAAGAACUGUGGCAAGUAGCUUGAGUGAACUGGGAGAAACUGCGAUGUGUACUUCAGAUAAUACAGAUAUGACAGAUGUCGAUAUGGCUUCUAUUGCUGAAAAUGAAUUGUGUGAAAAGUUUUCCGUUCAGGGCACAUCAACACGCAGCAGUGGUGGAGUGAAGAAAGUCACUUUGGAAAAUUUUGAAUUUUUAAAAGUUUUGGGUAAAGGAACGUUUGGUAAAGUGAUUUUGUGCCGCGAAAAGGCAACAGCCAAGUUGUAUGCCAUUAAAAUUCUCAAAAAAGAAGUUAUUAUACAAAAGGACGAAGUUGCCCAUACCAUAACAGAGAGUCGAGUUUUACAAACAACAAAUCAUCCAUUUUUAAUAUCUUUAAAAUAUUCCUUCCAAACAAACGAUAGACUUUGCUUCGUAAUGCAGUAUGUAAACGGUGGAGAAUUGUUCUUUCAUUUAAGUCGUGAACGUAUAUUCUCCGAAGAGAGAACACGCUUUUACGGAGCUGAAAUUAUAUCGGCUUUGGGCUAUUUACACUCACAAAGCAUUAUUUAUCGUGAUCUUAAACUCGAAAAUCUUUUGUUAGACAAAGAUGGUCACAUAAAAAUUGCAGAUUUCGGUCUAUGCAAGGAAGAUAUUACAUAUGGUCGCACGACGAAAACUUUCUGUGGCACGCCGGAAUAUUUGGCGCCAGAAGUAUUAGAAGAUAACGAUUAUGGUCGAGCUGUUGAUUGGUGGGGCACAGGUGUGGUUAUGUAUGAAAUGAUUUGUGGGCGUCUUCCAUUUUAUAAUCGUGAUCACGACGUCCUUUUCACACUGAUUCUUAUGGAAGAAGUGAAAUUUCCUCGUAUGAUUUCAGAUGAGGCCAAAAGUCUGCUGGCCGGUCUUUUGGCUAAAGAUCCUAAAAAACGUUUAGGUGGCGGACCAGGUGAUGUAAAAGAAAUUCAAGUACAUCCUUUCUUCGCCAGCAUUAAUUGGACUGAUUUGGUGCAGAAAAAGAUCGAACCGCCAUUUAAACCCCAAGUAACUUCAGAUACGGAUACACGUUAUUUUGACAAAGAAUUCACCGGUGAAAGUGUCGAAUUGACACCACCAGACCCCACGGGCCCCCUAGGCUCAAUAGCAGAAGAACCACAUUUUCCACAAUUUAGUUAUCAGGAUAUGGCCUCUACAUUGGGCACUUCAUCACACAUCAGUAACUCAGCUAGUUUGGCAUCAAUGCAAUAGAAAAGAGUGCAAAGCAUUUGAUAAAAAUUCAACAAUACACAUAUUGCCUAUGCCAGCAACUACAACAACAGCAAACAAUAUUAGCCGUGUUCACGUCUAAAUAAAAGUCGUCCAACGUUUUCAACGAACUUAUUUUCUUUCGUAAACGUUGGAACGUAUUUUAGUAUCCUAAAUAACAAUUAUGACAAACAAACAAAAAAACAAACUAUAAAGCAACCACUACCAUUAAUUUAAAAAAAAAACAACAACAGCAAAUAAUUAAUUCAAUGAAAGUAAACAAACACUGCUAAUCCAAAAAAGAUAAACUAAUCCUUACAUAUGAUUUAUUCGUUCGCUCCGAUAAAAGUCAUAAAGGCCAAAUAGAUCUUAUUCUUACUCUCUUAGCAUCAAAAUAAACUAUAAAUUAAAAAAUAAAAAUAAUAACAGGUAAUUUAAUUUCUUUUGUCCCUCCAUAUAAAGGUCAACUGUUAAUUGGUAGCCAUCUGUUGGAUUCUAAGGCCUUCUUUGAGGCGAUCAUUUAAAUAAUUCAUUAUUUAUUGUUUAAACUACAAUACACAAAUAAAAAACUGAGUAGAAAAACACUAAAAAAUCAGCAUACAAUACAUACAAACAAUAUGAUUUAAAACACGAUGUAUUUAAAUCGAAACAUUAAAAAAUGAAAUUAAAUUUAAUAUACAUUAAUAUACCUAUUUAAAACAAGAAAAAUGAAAACAAAAAAUUAAAAACUAUAAAAAGUUAAUUAAAUUUAUAUUAUUAAAAAGCAUAAUACAUAUAACAAACAGGCAGUUGCAUUAUAUAUCUACAUAAAUACAUGCAUACAUACAUAAAUACUAUAUACAACUUACUAUAGGGUGCUUUAAAAAGCAAAAAAGCAACCAACCAACCAACCAAGAAAUAUUUUUUAAUUUCUUUUUUUUAAGAAUUUUUUAAAUUAACUUUGUAAAGACAAUUUAAUGAAUUCAAAAUUCAUUGAACAGUAUGUACUUUACAUUCAAAGUAAAAAAAAAAACGAAUAAAAAUAAUAAUAAAUUAAAAUAUGAUAAUGAAUUUGAAAAAUUGUAUUCAUCGCGAGUUUGACGGAUAGUUAACACUGUCAGCCAGCCAGAUACAUUGUUUGUUUGGUUUAACUUUUUCCCCUAACUUCUUAUAAUUUCAUAUAAUACAUGUGUAUUGUAUAGUAUCAUUUGUAUCUUAACUGAGUUUCGAUUGAUAGUUAUUUAUUUUAAACGAAUUUAGUUUGAUUUUAAAUCUGAAGAAAGUUUUAUGAAAACUACAUUAAUCAAACAUACUUUAAUAUAACUUUUAGAAAGAAACCAAGACAGCAAGCAAACAAAUGCCGAGACAACGUUUAUGUAUAUUUUAUUGUUUUUUCUUUAGUAACAAUUUCAUUUGAAGAAGUAUCUUUGUGGUUGGUUAUACUGCAUACUUACAAACAUACAUGCAUACAACGCUGAGUUAAUAGUCAACAACUUACAAUUCAGUAUAUAAAGCUAUGUACUUGUUAUUUCACAGCAUUUAGAUGAAAUAAAAAUUAAAAACAAAAACAAAUAAUAUAAAAAUAAAACAUGUUAAUUUUUUGUUUUCGAUAUAUUUUUUUAUAAUAAUUUUGUUCUGAAUCUUCUAAUCCGUUACCUAUGAAUAUGCCAAUAUAAAAAUAGAAAAAAAGAGAGAUACAAUUAAUUAAAGGGAUUUUGCUUUUUACUUUCAAUGUACAAUCUAAAGAAAUUAACAACGAAACUAUGUUCCACUAUAGAGUAAACAACAAACAAACAAAUAAAAUAAACACUAGCUGUUAUAUUAACAGUUGAAUAACUACUUACUACUGAUCCAUAUAAACACAAAAACAUAAUUGUAAUAAUCAAUCAUCUGUAAGCCAUAAUCAUUAAGAAUAGAAGGAAGAACAAACAUUUUUCCAGCACUAUCCGCACCAAUUUAUACCAACCAACACAACCCAAAUUCCUUCCCCAGCCUCACAGUCUAGUUUUAAGCUCAGUUUUUAUAUACUUUAUUGCAAAAAAAAUUCAAAGAAUUUCAUUAAACAAAUAUAAAUUAAUUGAAAAGAACGGCGUACUCUAAGAAAAAGCAGAA
Messenger RNA from Lucilia sericata (common green bottle fly), 4606 nucleotides. RefSeq names its product RAC serine/threonine-protein kinase (gene Akt). Bases 944 to 2518 code for a protein of 524 amino acids. Gene Ontology annotation, biological process: protein phosphorylation. The transcript is spliced from 8 exons. Gene Ontology annotation, molecular function: ATP binding; protein serine/threonine kinase activity. NCBI's taxonomy places the organism in Eukaryota, Metazoa, Arthropoda, Insecta, Diptera, Calliphoridae. The record is from RefSeq and is a predicted model, not a curated record.